Molecule: messenger RNA, 2040 nt
Organism: Bactrocera dorsalis (oriental fruit fly)
Lineage: Eukaryota; Metazoa; Arthropoda; Insecta; Diptera; Tephritidae
Exons: 3
Coding region: 254-1297 (347 amino acids)
Source: RefSeq, a predicted model, not a curated record
UGCAUAAAAAACACUCUUAGUUAUUAACUUUUUGGGCGUUAUAGUAAAAAAAAAUGAUUGGAUUGCGUUUUGUGCGAUGGAUGCCCCAAAGCCGUUAGACGAAUUGCAAUGAGGAACCAGUAGCUCAUCUGUGCGUAUCAUAGUGGCUAUAAAAAGCACUAUCAGCUGUAGCUUAGGCAUCAGUUAAACAGUGAACAACCAACAGCAAGUGGUUUUGUGUUGAUACUAAACUAAACAAACAAUAAGUCAGAAAAUGCGUCUAUUUUUGGUACUUUGCUGCGCUUUGGUUACAAUCGCCAAUGGCAAACCACAAGGAUACAAUUAUGGUGCUGGCCUCUCGGGCGGUAGCGUACAGGGUGGCGCUUACCACGGUAGCAGCAGCUUUGGCGGUGGUCUGAGCGGACUCGGUGGCCUGAGCGGCGGUGGCAGUGGUUUCGGCGGCUUCGGCAGCGCCUCAAACAACGGUCCAAGCUUCGGUGGUUUCGGCAGCGGUGGGGGCAUUGGUCACAGCGCUGGUGGUUUCGGCAGCGGAAUUGGUGCCAGCAGUGGUAUCGGUGGUGGCAGCUUCGGUAGCGGCUCCAGUGGUUUUGGCAGCGGUGUUGGUGGUGGUUUCAACGCAGGCGCUGGUGGAUUUGGUGGUUACAAUGGACAACAACAAACUGGUGUCUUUGAAGCGCCACUCGUGCAUAAGCAAUUCAUUACCGUUUCAGCGCCUGAAGAUCACGAAACACUAGAGAAGAGCAAACAUUUCGUUAUUGGACGCCCACAAAAGAACUACCGUGUGGUCUUCAUUAAAGCGCCAUCUUCCAGCUCGGCUAAUGUCAAACUCUCGGCUGAAUAUGCACCACAAGAGGAGAAGACCGUCAUUUAUGUGCUGUCCAAGAAGGACUCAUCACUCGAAGUCAACGACAUUGCCACACCAGCACCAACAGUGCCCGCCAAGCCAGAGGUAUUCUUUAUCAAAUACAAAACCGAAGAGGAGGCCCAUCACGCACAACAACAAAUUCAAGCCGAAUACGACAGAAUCGAAGGUACCUCCGAACACACCGAUGGCGGCGUUGGCCAACAACAAUCGGUCGUUGGCAUUCUGGAUGGCGGUGCUGGAAAGGCUGGCGGCAAUGGCGCUGGUAUUAGUGGCGGUGUUGGUGGUAGCUAUGGCUCUGGCAGCGGCGCUGGCAUUGGAGGCAUCAGCGGCGGUGGCUUGGUUGGCGCUUCUAGCUCUAACUUUGGUGUUAGCCAAAGCAGUUCAAAUGGUGCUAAAUCAUCCACCUACUUGCCACCUUCCAAAGUUUUGUAAAGAUUGUAAAGAUAGGCUAUGUAGCAUUUUUCAAUUAUAAUGUUUGUUAUGUCAAUUUUGUUUAUUCAACGCAAUACCUCAAUAGCUAUUUAAAUAGCUGCUCUACACAAGAGUUUAGAGUGUUCACUGUGAAACCAGCGAGCAAAUAUAUUUUUUAUACCGAAAUUUUUUAAUAAAAAACUGAAAAAUCAAAGUUAUCUCUUACUUACUGAAAAACAGCGGAAGUAGAACUUUCAUAGCAGAGAAUAAAAUAUUAAAAAAAGGUAACUUAAGCGGUACCGAAGCUAUAAUUCCUCUAACAGAUGCAUUUUUCAUAACAUAAAGGGUAUAAAAAGAUCAGUGUCUUGUCCGAUCUGAACAGUAUCAUCAGAAAUUGCAACAUUGUCCCAAGCUGUGUCCAAUUUCAUAUAGAUUUUCUUUUUUCAAAUAAAAAGUUUUCCAUACAAGAAUUUGAAUCUGAUCAGUCAGUUUGUAUGGAAGCUAUGUAUAUGCUAUAGUGGUACGAUUUGAACAAUAUUCUCGGAGGUUGUAGCGUUGCUCGGUUCGAAAGUAAUACUCAAAAGGUGUUCAAAAUCUGUAUGGUAUACUUAUUCAUACAUACAUAUUAGAUAUUAAAUAUUAGAAAUUCCAAACAACUUUCUAAGCAUUGUUGCUCUACAAUCAUUCUUAUGCUUUCAAUUGUUGCGAAUAACUCGGUCAACGUUUUAAAUUUUUCUUAAACCAAAACGAAAUGAAAGAACAAA